AUGUCUAACCGAAAUCGUCAAAAAUAUUUCAAUACCGAUAACAAUAAUUUGCAAUGUCCAGGUGUCCAGGUCCAUGAUGAUCCGGAAAAUAUUGACGUGAGUUCAGAAUAUAUUUUUGAACUUAAUUAACGCUUUUCAAAAUGUUGUUUUAUGUUUCGAGUGUAGCGAAGAAUUCAUUGGUUUUACGAAGAUGUUAAUCUGUUUAUUUUUUAAUUUUUUAAACUUGUGAUCUACAAUGAUAGUAUUUUUUUUUGAAAGGAAAUCUGACUGGCGUGGUACUUUGAAGAGGUCAUUUUUUUAAGUUCCUGGAAAUUUUCCCAAAAAAAAAAAAUUAGAAAAACUGAGGAAAAAGGGAAAAUGUACGAAACAUAUUAGUAAAAUAAGCAGUCUUAGAAUAAUAAGAACGAGUGGAGCCAAUGUUUUAGUAGAAAAGCUGGAAAGCAGUAGAGAGGAAAUUGAAUGUAUAUCUGUAAACAACGAUAAACCAUUUAUAACGAAAAAACGAUUUUGAGGAAAUUUCAAUUGAUAGUGUUGAUUAGUCAACAAUAUAUAUGUUAUAUUAUGGUUCUUAAAUAGUGAUUUAUGAAUAUAAAUUUUAACUACAAAUCAUUUAUUGUUAAGAUAACAAUUGAUCCCAAAUUACACCCUAUGAGCAUUGGUAAAAGACGUGAAACAGUCGAUAAGUUGCGUACAAAACAAUACGUGAAGAUACAAACACCCCAAAAAGGUGAAAUUAGAAAUCCAGAUACAGUAAAACUCGACAGAUACCAACAGGACUUAAACGAUAUGAAAAAGGAAAUUUUUGAUAUGGUUGACCAACGUGUAAGAUUUAUUAUUUAUUUAAUAAAUAUGAUUAUUGAUUGGUUAAUCAAUAAUCAUUUUUUAAUCAAAUAUUUAUAUAUAAUCGGUAAUUUAAAAAAUAAAAAUAACAUAAUAACAUAUAUAUUAAGUUUUCGAAACCAGACAGUACUAAUCCAGAGUUAUUCGUAUUAUAUCCGGAAUACGGAUUUACACAACAUGACGUUAAGAAGUGUAUUAAUCAUUUAUAGACGAUUCAAAAAAAUUCGUAAUUUUUUUUUGUGAGCACUUUGGUUUAGAUUACCGUUUAAAAAUAUCUGUGAAUCACAAUAAUAGUUAUUAUUUUUUUAAUGUAUUGAUAUUGUUACUAUUUUUAUUUUUUUAUUAUUAUAGAUAAAUUAUUUAAUGGAGAAUAUGACAAAAGCUAAAUUAAAUACGAAACCUGUUGAAAUGUGUUGUUCUAACAGUAAUCAAAACCCUAAAUGUAGUUUUGAUUUUUUAAUGGGUAACGGCGAUCAGUGGAAAAGACCUCCUACAAAUACAGAUAAAAUCAAUAUUACUAGAGAAUUUCAGUUGUCUGUUAGUUCUAAAGCCAACAAAAAUAGUGAUGUCUCUUCGGUUCAGACCGAAUUUCAGAAUUCUAGUAAGUGGGCAUCGUUAGUUAUAAUUUUAAAUUUUUUUUAUCAAACCAUCGAUUUCAAUAUUAUUAAGUAUUAUUUUUUUUUUUUUAAUUACUUAUAUAAUAUUCGAACUAUUAAUAUUUUCCCUUUUUUUUUUUACAAAACUGAUAAAUUUCUUUUUUGAUUUGGAAUGCAAAAAUAAUAUCACAAUAUAUGAUUAAAAUAUUUAAUUUAUUUAUUCAAUCAGUUUUAUAUUAUAAUAUAAUAUAUAAUAUAUAUAUUAUAAUAUUAUAAUAUAUAAAACCGGAUUUAUGUUUUAUAUGAAAACGGAAUGACUUUUUUUUCAUUUUUGUUAUAUUUUCAUUUUAAUAAAUAACUUAUGCGCUAACGGAGCAAAAAAUAGCAGUAUAAUUUAUAUCCCUGGUUUCAGUGACUUCUCCUGAGCACAUCUGAUUUUGUAAAUUCUCUAUUACCUUCUUCGUUUUAAUGGGGCCAAUGUUUUUAUAAAAUAUGUUUUUUGUAUUUGGUGAUAUUUUGAUGAAUCUCAAAGAGUAUUUUAGAGAAGUAUUUCAAGAGCCCCCCGACCAUUUUGAUAAAAAAAAAAAAAAAAAAACAUGUAUAAUGAAUGUGAUUGUUAAUUGUUUAUUUACAAUCGUGAUUUUGGUAAUUCUUCAAAUACUUUUUUACAUAUCUGUAUAUGUAUAUAUGUGCGGGAAAAAAGACAUGUAGUAACGGUUUUAUUCCUUGACCAUGGUUCUUCUAUGCCCACAUCAGCUCUUUCCAAGAUGGCUUGCCGACCGACGGUCUUGUGCACGUCACUGAUGCUUGGGUUUGAUCGAAUAGAAGCCCAGCCACUUCUCCCACAUUUUCCUUGGUUUUUUUUCCCCUCUUUACUGAAUACCAGUCCGAUUGGAAUAAAACUCAUACUCUAUAUUUUCCUGUUGUGGAUCACAAAUUUAAUUGUUGGUAAAACUCCAUUUUGAUAUAUGGUUUUUCUCCAAGAGCUGCGUCCUGAUUCAUUUCUUGAUUUCCGGUUCUACCAUUCUACGGAGAUUUUCCAUAGAUGGUAUAAGGGUGGUGUCCACCCCAGGGUUCUUCAUCUUACUAGUGUAUUUUUAUCAAUUUUUGACAUGAAUAAAUUUGUGGACUGUUUUCUGACAUUAUAACUCGGAGUCAGGAGGUAUCUUAAGUUUCUCCUCAUUGACGCCCUGCAAAUCAGGUUCUCGAUAACGCAUCCACAGGAUCAGGUAUGUAUAUCACUUCGAAAACAUACGUCUUCAGCUGCCUAGUCUGAUGUGUCAGUUUUUAUUAUUGUGCAGAUAUUCUCCUCUUUGACUGCUAGGUAGUGGGUUCGUGCCAAUUUCUGGCUCGCAUAACUAAUUAUCUUCCUCUCCUUCAGGGAGUUCUUCUUCUGGAAUAGUACCACCCCAACACCCACUUCAUUCAAGUCUGUUUGUAGACAAAAUAGCUUGGUAUAAAUCCUGUUGGUUUGACAUUGGUGCAACUUUUAUAGUAGUUUUCAGUUCAUCGAAUUGUUGAUUUUGUGCGAAAACUAUGUAAUGCAUUAUUUUCAAAAGGCUAUUUUAUCAAUUUUACAGUCAAGUCGCGAUAACUCGAAGUUAAAGGGGAAAAAAAAUUCACUUCGAGAUAUGUAUUAUUUGAGAUAUCCAACUCGAAUUUAUCAAAAUUAAACACAAAUUUCGAGUAAUUUAAUAUAAUAUAAUUUAAAAAUUUGACGAUAAAAAACGUUAUGAUAAAUAUUUGUACAUAAAUGUUAUACAAAAACUAAAAUGGUAUUAUGGGUAUGUACAUUUGUAUUAUUUACAAGAUACAGCAGAGAAAAAAAAUGGGUGCAGGGAGGUACUUCAAGGAGGUAAUUUUUCGAUUUUCUCAAGAGUUUUCUCAUCGUAUGUGAAAAUCCGAAAGAAAAAUAAAUGAAGAAAUACGGGAAAAUGUACGAAAUAUAUUUGUAUAAUGUGUAAUAUACUUAGCUAUUUAUUAAAAUUUUAUAUUUGAGUUGAGAUUUUUAUAAUACAUCGAGUGUUAUGAUAAUUUCUAGGGGAAUAAAAACUAAUCGAGUUAUCGAGUUUUUCGUGUAUUAAAGUUCGAUUUAUGGCGACUUGGGUGUAUUAUAAAUGUAUAGUGUUAAGUAUUAAUAAAUUUAUUAGAUAUUUAUAGUUAAUUUUUUAACUUGUAUUCCAUGUACCUAUUUUUCCCAUGUUAACCAUAUAUUGCUUUUUGAAACAAAUAUAUUAAUGACACAAUUCGAAUUUAAUGCCUAGUAUUAAACAAAUUUAAGCAAGACAAUGGAGGCAUUGAUAGUAAUGAUUUGAAAUGUACACCAUUAGCAGAUUCCAAAAUAUUACAGUCUAAAAAAGGCGAAACCAAUGAAGGGAGCAAAUCCCAGGUUGCUGAAUCAAUGGUCACACAAGUAAUUUGUUUUAUUGUUUUUUCAAAUCAUUUUUGUACAUGUUUUAGAUAAUUUCAAUAGUAUUGAGUAUUUGGAAGUCUGAAUGGGAUAAAUGAUUCUGAGCGAAAUUCGGUUAUAUAAGUUUUAAAAGGCCGUAAUAUUUACGAUUUUAGUCAAAAUUUGAUAUUAAAAUUUAAAAAAAAAUUUGACAUUAAACUCAACUUUUUCAUGUUGAUUACUAAGUACAAAUUAAAAUAAAUCUCCUCUUCUCUUCAAGAAUUUCUGUUUUUUCUAACAAUUAUAUCCACAGAGUGCCUACCGAAUAAAUAUUAUGAAAAAAAAAUAGUAAAAUUAGAGUGUCUAUAAAUUUUCAAAAAAUCUACCACGUUUAUUAAAGGAAAAUAUAACAUUUCUUUCCAAUUAUAAAAUAUCUACGGAGAUUUUUAACUCAAUGAAAACAAAAAAAAUAAAAUUGAAAAUAAUAAAAGCAUUCUUUUCGUAAAUUGUCUCAUUUUUCUAUUAUUUUUCCUGGUUUUCCCCAAAUAAGUAUCAUAACCCUUUGAAAAUUAAAGAUAUGAUCUCCUUAAUAUAUCACUCUAGGAAAAUUUUUCUUUUAGAAAAAGUACUACACAUGAAAAUCGAAGUAAGAUUUCCGGUAAAAUUAUUGUACACACUAAAACUGUAAAACCAACACAUUUCUUUACUCAGAAUCUAAAAUAAUUUUAUAUUAUUUUGAUUAGAUGAUUACUAUUUCUCGUCAAGAUAAAAAAUAUCAAAAGAGUGAAAUAAUAGACAACACUGAACAAACGAAUGUUUGCAAGAAAAUUUCAAGAGAAACUGGCGUCAAGAUUGAGAUAUUCCCUGAAAAGGACAACUCAACUUUUUUAUUAAAUGGUAAUAAAGAUGGUGUUGGUGUAAGUAAGCUCAAGAUUGCUGCAAAUUUCCCGAUUAAGGUAAAUUACUUUUUCAUUAAUAUUAUAGUUAUACUUAAAAAAUGUCCAAUAGUUAAAAAAAAAUUAACCUAUGUAAAUAUGCGGAAUAAAUGUGUGUUAAUUUUUUUAAUGUACUAGUUAUCAAAUGUCUUUUUAGGAAAAAAUUAUUGAAAUUGUAUUAAAUGUACCUACUAAAUAUCAUUCAUAUUUUCUUAAUCGGCAAGCCGAAGUCAAAAAGCAAAUAAUUUCAGAAAAUAAUGGUGUUUCUAUUGUUUUUCCUCCUAUGAAUAGUGUUUUUAGUGGCGUUUUUAUUAACGGUCCCAAAUAUUUCGUUAAAAAAGUAAAAAAUAAAAUCAAUGCAAUCGUAAACGACUUGGUAAUUUCAUUUAAAUACUGAUUAGUAAUUACAGUUGUUUUAAUUGAUUGUGAUUUAAUAAAUUUUUAUUUUUAGGAACAACGUGAUGCUAAUGAGUAUCGUGAUAUAUCUCAACAAGACUGUGUAUGCGCUAGUUCAAUCGAUAAAGAGCUGAUUACUAUUGAAGUAAGUUUGGAAUAUUUUAUUUAAACAUUUUUUACGAUUUUAAAAAUGUUAUUUUUAUAGAUUAUUUAGCUCUUAUUAUCGUAAUUAUUACUCAUUUAUUAUUUAGAUGACCAUUGAUCCGGAAUUACACAGUAUGAUCAUUGGCAAAAAAGGUGAGACAGUCGACAAAAUGCGUGCAAAAUACGACGUGAAGAUAAAAAUACCCCAAAAAUGGGAAAUUAUUAAUCCUGAUAGUGUAAAAAUCGUCGGAUAUAGACAGAACGUAGAGAAUGCGAAAAAUGAAAUUCUCAAAAUGGUCGAUCAUCGUGUAAGAUUUAAUUUUUAAUUUACCAAGAGUGAUAAUUGUUUAUGAUAUUUAUAAUUGCUGGUUAAUUUAAAAAUUAUGUUAUUUUGUAGAAAAAUUGUUACAAAAGAAAAAUUUUCAUUGAACCCCAAAUUCUUUCAAGGAUAAUUGGUUUUCAGUGGUCCCGUAUUAAAAAGACCAUGGACGAAUAUCACGUAUAUAUUAAACAGGACAGUGCUAAUCCAAAUUUGUUUACAUUAUAUCCGGAAUACGGUUUCACACGACAUGAAGUAGAGAGGUGUAUGAAAUAUUUACACACGAUUCAAGAAAAAUAUGUAAUUUUAUUUUCAGAGCUCAUUAUUUAGAUAAGAAGAAGAAUAAGAAUUAUUUUUCUAAUGUAUUGAUUUUGUUAAAUAUUAUUUUUUUUUUUCAUAGAUAAAUGAUUUAAUCGAGUGUAAUCAAAAGUCUCAAGGUAAUGCUACAUAUGUAAUGGGUAACGAUGAUCAGUGGGAGAGAACUCAAGCAAAUACAAAUACCAAUUCUACUAGAAAUUCCCCAUCGUUUGUUGGUACGGAAAACAUUCAACAAUAA
Cinara cedri is the source of this 6175-nucleotide messenger RNA. Lineage: Eukaryota; Metazoa; Arthropoda; Insecta; Hemiptera; Aphididae. The record is from the annotation of a GenBank genome assembly.